Fopius arisanus is the source of this 2171-nucleotide messenger RNA. RefSeq names its product centrosomal protein of 89 kDa. The record is from RefSeq and is a predicted model, not a curated record. Lineage: Eukaryota; Metazoa; Arthropoda; Insecta; Hymenoptera; Braconidae. Bases 142 to 1989 code for a protein of 615 amino acids. The transcript is spliced from 3 exons. Gene Ontology annotation, cellular component: ciliary transition fiber; centriole. Gene Ontology annotation, biological process: cilium assembly; mitochondrion organization; chemical synaptic transmission.
UAACCUUCCUGAGGAAGUCACAUCUGUUUACAGUUGAAUUAUUCAUAAAUAAACUGAACGGUACUGUAAAAUCUCUCAACGAAUGAAAUAUGUUAAUUAAAAAUCGGAUUGUGAUGUGAUUAGUGCAAUUGGUGGUCAGUGAUGAUGUCGUACUUCUAUGGAACUCCGAUUAACAGUUUGGAGCAGAGUACUAGCUCUAAAAGUGAUAAGAAAAAGCAUAAACGCAGAGUUGAGAAAGGGUAUGAGCUAGAACCAGUUCAUGGAUCUCGUCAUCGACGUAAACAUUCUUCGAGGAGUCGAUGCACGUUGAAAUCGAAAGGUGCUGUCAAACUCAUUAGUGAUAAUGAGAAAAUGAUAGCUAAAUUGCAGUCAACUCCAGAAUCAGGUUUCAUGGAUGAACUAAGUGAAAAGGAGAAUCAGCUCUCGAAAUGUAAAUCGAGGUAUUUAAAAUUAGAGAAAUCAUUCCAAACAAUUGAGCUGGAGAAUGCAAAUCUGCAGGAAGCUCUAGCGAAGAAUGAAAAAGACUAUAACAAGCUGCAGAGUCAUUAUGAGGAGUUGAUGAAACAGGUGCAGUGCCUCGGCAACGAGAGGACGACUCUGGUGAACGGUUACAAAAAAAUCAAAUCAGAGAACAAUCAGAUGGAUGAGGAUAUUUCCCUUCUGAAGAUGUUGAUUUACAAGCUGAAUGUGGAGUUGGAGAGGUAUCAGGAUAGACUAAGAUCUAGUCAGGUCCAGGAUGACUCCAGGAGCUCGAGGGUAGAGGAUAGUGAUCCAGGGUCCGAGAGUAGAAGAGUGGCUGAGGCCUGGGGGCGUGUCAACACUCAUGUUUUGGCACCUCUGCUCGAGGCUUAUCAGGAGAACCUGCGGGAAAAGGAUGAACUCAUCACUCAGUACAGACACGAAAUGGACGAGUUCAGUGGCAGGUGCAAAGAAAUUGUGGGGGAGAAUGAGAUUUUGAGAAAGGAGAUCGAGCAUUACAAGGCAGAAAUCGAUAAAUUGGCGUUGGACAUGAAGACAAUCGAGGAGAACGCCUCCACGAUAAAAGAGGAGAAUGAUAUUCUGACGAAACAGGCAUCCCUUCAGAAGCAGAAACUCCACGAGAUCCACUCGAUCUACGAGAAAAAAGUUGAAUCAAUGUCCCAGGAUAACAAUCAGUUGCAUGCAACUUAUAUUGCUUGUAAAACAGAAUUGAGUAAUGUUCAGGGAAAAUAUGAGAUACUGAACGAGGCAUUUGAGAAAUUGAAGAAAAAUUCGGAGAAGACAAUGCCAGUGUCUGUUCAUAGUGAGGCCAUAGAGGAAUGCAAAAGGCUCUUCGAGGAGUUGAAGAGUCAGUACGAGACAGAGAAGAGAAAAUUGUUGGGACAGUUGAAGAGGUUCGAGGAGACAACUCCAGAUAAUGAGAAAAUGCUGGCAGUAGUGACAGCUGAGAGGGAUCAGUUGAAACUAUUGGCUAGAAAUCUCGAGAAAAAUUUGAAACGAAGUCAGUACAAAUUGGAGAGUAUCCAGAGCAGUGUGUGCUCCAUUCAAGUGUCCAGGGACUCGUUUAAGAGACAAUUAGCGAAAACCACAGCUUAUUGCGAUGAACUCGUGGGAGAGCAGGAGAGAUUGGUGUCGGAGAGGAACGAACUCUUGUACCUUUUGCAAGAGCGGGAGAAGGAGAACAAGAAUAUUCAGAUCAUGGGGGAUAAUAUUGCCCAGCGGAUGAACACUUUGAAGAGUCAAUUGAAAAUUGUUCAGAAAGGGGCGAAGGAGCAAUUGGACACUGUCGAGAAGCAGAUGAAAUCUCAGGAGGUGGGAGUGGGUAGGAUAAAAUCGGAUUAUCAUCAGGAGUUGCACAGGCUCAAGCAGCUGUUGAAACAGAAGGAGGACGUCAUCGGUAAAUUACAGCGUGAGAAGUCUGCGACACAGAAUAAUCUGGAGCUCGUCUGGAAGACGGCAACCAGUGAGGAUAAAAGGGUUAAGGAUGCUCUCAAAAAUAAAAAAACAUGAUAAUUAUUAAUUAUACCUUUAUGAAAAAUAUAGUGGAAAAAUUUGGCACUUUUUUAGAGAAUGAAUGUUUAUCGGAGAGUCCGAAGAGUUUGGAGAGUGAGAAUUUUGGGGAAUAGUUGUUGAGUCUAGUCGUACACACUAGUCAUGUAAAAAUGUAAAUGUAAAAGACGAUAAUUCCUAGU